AUGGCAACUGCUCGUCUAGCCAGAUUUAUAACUGAAGUGGCGCCUCCUCAGUUCGUAAGCGUUAUGAGGCGCCGAACAAGGACAAUGCUCGACACUAUACACGAGGAGGAAAAAGAAGGCGGGAACUAUAUUCAUCUGCCUUCUUCCCUUGCCGGCUCGAUUUCAUCUCUGGAUACUACAAAGCCUAACCAGCUUCUCAAGGAGGUUCAGAGAUUUAUAACUGAAGUGGCGCCUCCUCAGUUCGUAAGCGUUAUGAGGCGCCGAACAAGGACAAUGCUCGACACUAUACACGAGGAGGAAAAAGAAGGCGGGAACUAUAUUCGUCCGCCUUCUUCCCUUGCCGGCUCGAUUUCAUCUCUGGAUACUACAAAGCCUAAUCAGCUUCUCAAGGAGGUUCAGAGGUCUUUAUCCGUCUUUCACGAAUAA
Messenger RNA from Striga hermonthica, 426 nucleotides. The record is from the annotation of a GenBank genome assembly. NCBI's taxonomy places the organism in Eukaryota, Viridiplantae, Streptophyta, Magnoliopsida, Lamiales, Orobanchaceae.